GAAAAGCUUGGCUUUUAUAAAUCAAGCGUUCAUGCUUGAUAAUGAUUUCUUAAUACAAAAUUUUACAGAAAUCCUACUAACCAGUACAAUGGCCUCAUCAAGACACAUGAAAAUGUUGGCCAGAACAGUUCUUAUCAGGAACAAUGACCUUGAAAAAUCAUAUAAUAUACUGAACAGAAUCCUGAAUUCUGAAGGAGUACUAAAACAGGACAGAAGAUUGAGAUAUUUUGAGCAGCCAAGUCAUGCAAGGAAUCGUGUGUGUUUUGAAAGAGGUCGCAGAAUCUAUGACUCUGAAAUGAAAAGGAAAGUGAAGUUUCUAAUGAAAAAGAACAGAGUUGAUCCAUUUCCAAGAUGAUAUUGAAAAUAGUAAAGAUAUUUUAACAGGCAGCUGACACCAGAAAAUAACUAAUGAAGAAAUGAAGAUAACCAGAAUGAGAAAUGAAUCAGAUUCAGAAGACAUUUCCUGAUUUACUUCGUAUUUUGUUUUUUUCUUCUCAAAGUACAAGUAUGGCAUCAGAAAAAGUUAUGCAUUCAUAUAUGUAUUAAUAAAACAUGUCAGACAUUA
Mercenaria mercenaria is the source of this 565-nucleotide messenger RNA. Its product is annotated as 28S ribosomal protein S21, mitochondrial-like. Gene Ontology annotation, biological process: translation. Gene Ontology annotation, cellular component: ribosome. Gene Ontology annotation, molecular function: structural constituent of ribosome. Lineage: Eukaryota; Metazoa; Mollusca; Bivalvia; Venerida; Veneridae. The coding region runs from base 32 to 355 and encodes 107 amino acids. The record is from RefSeq and is a predicted model, not a curated record. The transcript has 2 exons.